This is a messenger RNA of Phytophthora sojae, 891 nucleotides long. RefSeq lists its product as hypothetical. The record is from RefSeq and is a predicted model, not a curated record. The transcript has a single exon. NCBI's taxonomy places the organism in Eukaryota, Oomycota, Peronosporomycetes, Peronosporales, Peronosporaceae. The coding region runs from base 132 to 665 and encodes 177 amino acids.
CCAAGCGGAAACAGGGAAGAUCCCGGCCAAGCAGGACUCGUGUCACUUCGCAAUUUGCCGCGCGCUGGGCCGAGCGACCGCCUCUAGAUAGACUGCCCGUAACUGAUCCCUCUCCAGCCGCCGUCUUCAACAUGGUGUCUCAGGCGAGCGCGGCCCCGGGCCUCGGCCUCUUGGCUUGCGACUGGCUGUGCAAGCCGGCGCCGGACGCGGACGCGCGCUCCGACGGCUCGGCGCGCACCAUGGACGAGGCCGUGGACCUCGAGGUGCUGGCGCUCAUGGCGGCGUCCGAGCAUUCCCAUUCCGCCGCCUACGACGUCUACGAGGACGACGAGGACGACGACGACGACUGCUGCGGCGAGCGCCGGCCCAGCGUCUCGGGGCUGCCGCUCGUGUGCAGCAACUGCGGCGUGUCCUUCUUCUCGCUGCAGAUCCCCGACGACCAGGUGGACUGCUACUGCUCGGGCGAGUGCAAGUGGAGCGUCAUCAUGUACCGCGAGAUGGACCUGCGCAUGCUGGCCAUGCGUCGGCCCGCGCGCCGCCACGCGACCCCGCUCAGCAGCACGUGCUCGUCCUCGAGCAUCUGCGACGACGACGAGCGCGAGCGCGAGAGCCUCGUGUCGUUGAGCUUCAGCGACGACUCGACCGCCAGCUUGUCCUGUAGCUGAACGGGGAGGGGAUGCGCAGCAGUGGAGUAUUUACUAUUUAAGGUGCCUCAGCACUGCGAGACGACAAGUACGGAGAAAGAGGGAGAGACCGACCGACCACCAGUGUACUUUCAUUAUAAUGCGUGUAGUAGUCUAUUAUUGUCGAGUGUAUAAGCGCCAUCCGCCCCGUGGUGGCGGGGGGGGGGGUGACCAACCUAUUACUUUAUAACGGAUUCAUUUUCCCAUU